AUGGUUAUAAUUUCAGAAAAUGACUUAAAGUACCUAAUCAAGACGUACCAGAAGUACACUAACCAACACAGGUACUUGGGAAAGUCAAAAUUUCUAGAAGUACUGCAUAUCACUUUCGGAUAUAUCGAGCCCUUCUUCAUGAAUAGAGUGUUUCUUCUCGCCGACACGAACAAGGACGGCCGGAUCGACGUCGAAGAAUUCAUCAGGUUGUUUUCGAUCCUCCUCCGGGGUACGAAGGAAGAACAAAUUGACUUUUGCUUCAAUUGCUACGACAUAAGCGAGGCCUCUCAACUCAGCAGAGACACCAUCAUCAUUUUGUUAAGCCAAACCAGUGUCCAGCAAACAGAUGCCACCUUGGAAAUGAAUUUGGAUUUGUUGGACAUGGUUUUGAGCAAAAUGGAUCAAGACGGAGACGGGGUUUUGUCCUACGAAGAGUACAAGAAUGCUGCCUUGAACGACUGGCUGCUGAUGGAGGUGUUCGGACAGUGCUUGCCGGAUUACAAAAGCUAUGUGGCUUUCGUAGAAAAGAUGGAAAAUCACGUGGAGCCUAAAUAA
Molecule: messenger RNA, 555 nt
Organism: Uloborus diversus
Lineage: Eukaryota; Metazoa; Arthropoda; Arachnida; Araneae; Uloboridae
Product: calaxin-like
Exons: 7
Coding region: 1-555 (184 amino acids)
Molecular function (GO): calcium ion binding
Source: RefSeq, a predicted model, not a curated record